Molecule: messenger RNA, 2724 nt
Organism: Trichoderma asperellum CBS 433.97
Lineage: Eukaryota; Fungi; Ascomycota; Sordariomycetes; Hypocreales; Hypocreaceae
Biological process (GO): DNA replication initiation
Cellular component (GO): DNA replication preinitiation complex
Source: RefSeq, a predicted model, not a curated record
AUGUCCUCGUCCACGCUGCUCGACGUCUAUGAAGACGCGUCGCGUGCGCGGUCUGGCAUCUUGACGCCCACUUCCGAAGGAAGCUUGAAUCACCCGCAUAGAGCUUCUUCGCCAGGCCGCGAUGUGCACAAGUCGAGAGCGAAAGGCACCAUGGAGCAGCUGCUCAAGCCGUCAAUUGCGGUAAAGCCGCAUCCGCCUAAUUUGCAUAUCCCACCCCGCGUCUUACAUCCGUUGAUGCUUCUGCCGCGAGAGCACCUCCCGUUGGCAUAUAUAGACUUUGCAGCUUCGAACGGCGACCUCCCACAGUCUCGGUUUUACGAAUCGUACAUCCAUGUUCUUGAUCUCGAGAGUCGCCUGGGCCCGGCACCCGUUGUGCUUAUUGCGCGGAACGAAUUGAGGGGCACGACUUAUGCGCUUGAGCGACAGUCCAACGGGCUGUAUGUAAUUUGCAAGUUGGGGUCAUGGGCAGACCUGGAAAGUUUGGCGCAGAAGGCCACAGCUGUUAGAUAUGAGCAGCUCUAUCCGGUGAAGAGUGAGCGAGCUGAGCACCACGGGGUCGAUGCACUUACGACCCCUCAACUGCAUGUCGAGCAGAAGAAGAAGAGGGCCGCGAUCGAAGCCAUCCAGUCCCAGAUGAGGAAACGCGUGAGAUCGCAAUCUGUAUCGACUGUCGGACACGUAACAAAAGAAGAGCAGCCGCCGGAGCCCGAAGCCUUGGUGGUACAGCAGCCAUCACCAGAUAUGAGUCUAGAGCAAGUCCCACUGCCAACGUCUGAAGAGAAGAAUCACGGCGCCGCUCUCAGCCAGGUUGCGGCAAUUGGUAGGGAACCCGAGCCGCAACAGUCAGCAGACGAUAUCUUUGAAGGCAUCAGAACCCAAUAUUUUGAUGCGCUGUACAAAUCCAUGGGAUCAUUAGCGUACUUUGCCAAAGGACCAUUGUCUAGAGCUCGGUCAACAUUCCACUUGGACUUGGAGUCAAAUCUGGAUAUGAAUGACCUCAUAGACUUCUUGAAAAGCCUCAUUCUCACAACAGUUCAAAUCGACAAAAAAUAUCGCGAGUCAAUACCAGAAAUCAUCACCAAGCUUAAGGAUCGAAUUGAGAGCUCUGAUGAAGGCCGCAAACGGAAACGCAAACCCAAAAGAAUGAAGCUUGGUAAAAGUGGGCUGUAUCCGCUUGAAGAUGAGAGCGUUAUGCGAUGGUGGGCUGCAAACAAGCCGGAACCCAACGAUGAUGCUCCUAUUACUCCGUCACAAGUCAAGUCUCUUGUUUCUAUCUUGCGGACGAGAGAGACAAAGCUGCAAAUGAUUGUCAUUAUGGAGAUUCUUGCUCUGGAACCCCUAAAGGCUACCGGCGACACUGGUGAGGUCAGCUUGCCCACUUUACCUGGAGCUGCUGAUUCAGAAGACCUGCUGGAGAGCGCUUUACAACCUCCGCCCAAAAAAAGAAACAAGCAUAAUCUUCCGGUUCUGCUGGAUGUCCACGCCGAUCGCCUAACUAUCUGGCAGUCUACUGCAAGCGAUGAGCAGUUGCUACUUGAAGAUAGCCCUUCUCUACAGACACCCCUGGACGGCAGCUUAGAUAAGAAGGCGUCUUCUGAACCCCUCAGAGAUUUCUGUGUUGAUGUCAUUAUGCCCUUCUUUUCUGCACGCCUGCCUGACCUUUGUGACUCAAUUAACCGAAAGCUUGGUGGUCCUGUGAUCAUAGCCCCUUCCAAAACCAGAUCUGUGAAAAAGCCUUUGAGUACACGCGAUCAGAAACCUGGUGCUGCGGCAAAACGACCUCAACCCCUAAACUCUCGGAGGACUUUGCAGCGAGCACUUUCCACUGAGCAGCAGCAUCGAAGAAGUAUUUCAAGAGGUCCUAGCAACGCCAUUGCGCUUUUAAGGUCGGCCACCUCUACGACUCUCCCGAGUAUCAAGAGAGAAAGCUUAGAUCCAUCUGGACCAAUGUCGCUGCUCUCUACUGAGUCGCAGAGGAGGGCACAGUCUCUGUCACGAAGUAGCAGCAUGAACAACCUGUUUGAUGCUAGAGCCAAUAAAAAGGCGGAGGUUGAUGCUGAACUCAGGGAGGCUAUUUCAGCUCUGAGGAAGCCUAAUCGGGAGGUUGUGAGCAAAGCAAUGGCUGAGGCAGAUGAGCGUAGAACAUCUGCCAGUCUUGCCGCUAAAAAACCGAAAAAGGCGGCUUCAAGGAGCGCUCUAGCUUCAACCAUUCAAGUCAAAGCUACACCAGCAAAUAACCGGUUCAAGAACAUGAUGCCUGUCAAGCCUGAGAGUCAAAAGGCCACAGAGAGCUUUGAUGAAUUAAUCCCCCCGUCGAGCGUGGGACCCUUUGUUCCUUCCACAGGCAAGCGACCUGUUCUCCGGGAACUGUACAAUCGCAGCCCUUCUCCUGUGGCGGAUGCCAUAAACGAUACCCCGAUAAAGACCUCGGCCAAGCCUAGCUUCAUACGCCGGCCGUUGAAUGAGCCGUCAGCGUAUCCUCCUUCCUCUCCGGUGGCACAAAGAAAAGCGGCAUCUGAAGAUCUUGUUAUUACGGACAGUGUGGGUAAGCCUCCGAGAAGCAGAUAUGACGCUCCUGAAAUUAUGGAGACACCAAUCAAGAAAACUACACAACAGCGGAUUGAUUUAUAUGCUACUCCUGAAGGAAAGGCGCAGGAGUCAAAGAAGAAGAGCGCGUCUAUUUUUGAGAGACUUGGGUGGGAUGAUGACUUUGAUGACUUAUGA